CGUUUUUUUUUUUCAUUUUAUCUCUUCGCCGCCAUACGCGCCCGCCCAGUGCGUCCGAGUGCGAUACGCGUCGUCCGGUCUCUCCGGUCUCGGAACUGAACGCGAUCGGUGUUCGCGCGCGCGCGCUCGUGGCGUAAACGUUAUCACUUCUUGUGCGUCGAUGGUCGUAGUAUUAUAAUAAUAAUAUAAUAUAAUAUAAUAUAUCGCAUUGUUACGACCGUUGUUAUUGUCGCACAUGUCGCGAUCGCACAACAAACGCACGUCAAACGUACAUAAAGUGUAGGUAACAACUGUAAUACUACGACAUAAUAUUCGCUUCGAAACCGAGUCCGCGACGUCGUAAUAAAUUAUUAUUCUCGCGCAUUAUCCGGCACAUUACACUGUUAUUCGACAAUCAUAUUAUUAUUAUUUUAAUAUAAUAUAGUGCUGUGCCCCGCAUGGACCGGCGGAUCCGCUGAACGAAGUCACCGCCACCGCCGCCGCCGCCACCGUCGACCACCUGUGGCGCGCGCGCGAUCUUCUCCAGGUCGCGUCGGGUCCAGCUCGUCCGCGGGAUCGGUGUGUGCAGCUGCUGUUGUUGCAGGGCCGCCGCGCAGUGCCGCCGCCGCUGCCGCCGCUCGUCGCUCGUCAUCCGUCGUCUCAGUAUUCGUAUUAUUAUAAUAUCAUACCACCGUAUAAUAAUAUAUUAACAACAGUAUAACAUCAUACACGCAUGUUGUAACUGGCGACCGUCGUCGUUCACGAUGAGAGCUACCGUUUCACUAUGGUUCCUGGUGUUUGCCGGGUUCGCGUGCAACUACAUGAUACGCAUCAAUCUCAAUAUCGCCAUAGUCGACAUGACCACGGCGAAGAGCCGAGGUCGGAGUGUACUGUUGUGCGGCAAUCUGACGGACAGCGUAAAUUUGACCGUUGGAAAUGAUGUCGUCGUCAAAAAAACCGACUUCGAGUGGAACGACCGCGAACGGGCCAGCGUACUUGGAUCGUUCUAUUGGUUGCACUGGGCGUUGCAGUUACCGGGAGGGUUGCUCGCCCGACAAUUCGGCGCCAAGCGCAUAUUUGGCCUCAGCAAUUUGUUCAUGUUCGCCAUGUCCCUGUUGAUGCCGGUACUCGCACGGUGGGACAUCAAAGGACUCAUCGUAGCCCGAAUGUUACAAGGGUUCGUCGGGGGUAUGGCGUGGCCGUCGGUGCACCAUCUAACCGCACAUUGGGUACCACCAAACAAGAGGAGCAAAUUCAUUACAGCAUAUUUUGGCAGUUCGAUCGGCGUGGCUAUUACGUUCCCGUUUUGCGGAUUCAUACUUGAGAAAUGGGGCUGGCCGUACGUGUUCUAUAUCACGGGGGUGAUCGGAAUGGUGUGGUUUUUGGCGUGGUGGUUAUUAGUGUACGAUACGCCUGCGCAACACCCUUACAUAUCUGAAGUUGAGCUUGUGCACAUCACUAGUAGCCUCACCAACGUGGUGUCCACUACAAAGUUACCGAUACCGUGGAAAGCCGUGUUGACGUGCGUGCCGUUUUGGAUAGCAUUGUCCAUUCAAUGGAGUACCGGAUGGGCUCUGCACACGCUCAUGACGCAGACUCCUACCUAUCUGGUACUAAUGUUCGGGUGGAAUCCGGAAAAGAUCGGCCUCUUGUCCGGAAUACCGCAUUUCACCCGUUUUGUGUUCUCGCUGGCCCUGUCGUACGCCAUCGACUCUCUCAUGGCCACCGGAAAAUACAGCCGCACUUGUGUGCGUAAGAUAUCGACCACCAUUUGUACGGUGGUGCAAGCCGUUCUCAUCGUGGCCCUAGUGUAUUCUGGUUGCGACCCGAUUUUGGUCAACGGAUUCCUUCUGCUGGCCAUGACGGCCAGUGGUGCUUCCACGUCCGGACCGCUGUCCAUUAUGGUCGACUUGUCGCCAAAUUUCGCCAGCGUGCUCCAAGGAUUCAGCGGUAUUAUCGGAGUCAUCCCGGGAAUGAUUUCGCCAUUUGUACUGUCUUAUUUCACGAACAACAACAACACGCUCGAAUCGUGGCAACACUUUUUUGCCUUGAGCGGCGUGCUAAUAGCCAUUCCAGGACUGCUGUACAAUUUCAUCGGCUCUAGCGAACUCCAACCGUGGAAUAAUCCUGUUCCUUCGGUUGAUCCAGAAUCGGUUGCCACCAACGGCCGCUCUACUGCCAAAAAAUGAUUAUUUUUUUUAAAGCGUACUUAUAUUUUAAUAUGUGAUCACUGAUCAACAACCGAAUGACCAAUUUUGUAUUUUACUUUUUUUUUUACAAUAUUAUUAUAUUUUAUGUAACACCCAACAAACCAGCGUUUGUAUAGAAUGCUAAAUAUUAUUAUGGAUUUGAAAUCGGGGUACAUUACUAUACAGAGUAAAUAGACGUAUGGUACAAAAACAAUAUUGCAGGUUUUUAUGCAUUUGUACCUGCAGGCUGCAAUAUGUUUAGCACGACUAAAUAAUAUCUACAGCAUGUUCAUAAAUUAUAUUAUUAUCUAUGACUGUGGUGCUUACUGUUUAGUUACCACAAUCGCAUUCACAUAUUUUAUUGAUGAUUAUAAAUUAUAAUGAACCGAAGAAAAUAAAAUAGGUAGGUAUACUAGGUGCAAUAUCUUCUGUAAUAUUAAUCUGUUUAAGGACAUUAUCUGGAGCACCAGGUACCGGGUACAUUGAUAAUUUAAUUUUAGUAUUAGAUAAUCAGUCAUCAGAGCUCAAAUUACGGUGCCUGACUUUAUUUUAAUACAAAAUAUGGUACCCUUGUUAUACCUAUUCCUAUAGUCUUUCAAUAAUAUUGUAAUAUACAAUACAAGCGAUAGUCAUUAUUAUUUCUUUAUUAUGUAUUAAGAAACGCCAAUUUUUGUUUAUAUUUUGUCCAUGACUUUUUGGCUGUAGCUACUUAUUCAACAUCUGUAUAAAUCAUAUGACUAGGAAAUAUAUUUAAAUAUACCUAUACAUAUGUAUAUAAAUGUAGACCAAACUUUGGUCACCUACCAAAAAAGUACCUACC
Molecule: messenger RNA, 2988 nt
Organism: Myzus persicae (green peach aphid)
Lineage: Eukaryota; Metazoa; Arthropoda; Insecta; Hemiptera; Aphididae
Product: sialin-like
Exons: 9
Coding region: 744-2168 (474 amino acids)
Biological process (GO): transmembrane transport; monoatomic anion transport
Cellular component (GO): plasma membrane
Molecular function (GO): transmembrane transporter activity
Source: RefSeq, a predicted model, not a curated record